This is a messenger RNA of Belonocnema kinseyi, 950 nucleotides long. RefSeq lists its product as uncharacterized. The transcript is spliced from 6 exons. The record is from RefSeq and is a predicted model, not a curated record. Lineage: Eukaryota; Metazoa; Arthropoda; Insecta; Hymenoptera; Cynipidae. Bases 78 to 680 code for a protein of 200 amino acids.
UGUUGACCAAGGCAUUCAAAUCUAACACCGAAAAAUAUAACGUACUUAAAAAGUGGAGGAGUCUAUCAAAACGAAACAUGCGAGGAAUUGAAAGAAUGGUUUUAACGAAGAAUUCGUAUAGCUUGACAUGGUCUUUUAUGUUCAUGAUGGUUUUUUGCUUUGCUGGAUGCGCUGCAGGUUCUUGUCUGAGCUACGGACAUUCCUGCUGGGGCGCACACGGAAAACGUAGCGGAAUUGGUGGGCCGAAUAAUCUUCGACCUCUUUUGAUACCAGAGCAGAAUGGCGAAAAUAAUAGGAAUUUUGAAACACCUUCGCUCAGAGAUCGUUGGCUGAUAUCACGAUUGAUUGGUAAAAGACAUCAAUUUCCAAAUCCUGGAAAAUAUCGUGUCAGGUUGUACGAUACUUUAAAAAGUCGAGGAAUGCCACAUGAUUGGGACAAGAAUGACUCCAUGGCUUCAAAAGAAGACAUCAUUAGAGACAAUACUGAAAAAGUUUUUAAAAACAAGGAAAGUGAAGAAGAGUCCAAUGAAUCAGAAAGUUUUCCUAGGGAGCUAACAGGAAAUUUUGAUGAAGAGAGUGCGGAAAUAAUUUUGCUUCCAAGGCAUGGAGUAACAAAAGACAACGCAGGUCAAUUCAGAUUUAUAAAAAUUAAGACUAACGCGGAUGAUAAUUUAAAAUAAAACUGAGAGGAGUUAUACACAAGUCGUUAAAGAGAGGGGUGCUGAUAUUCAGAAUUAAGUGGCUUAAAUAAUUUGUUUUUUAAUUAAUUUAAAAUAAUUCAGUUAUCAGCUCUCUAGACCAUGGACUGAGACAAGAAUCUUUUAACUUUAAAUAUACUUUUAACAAGCGAAAUUAAAAAAGCUAAGACUCGAAUCCAUACGGGAAACUAAAAUGAGACACUAAAUAAUAACUGAUUUUAAAUAAUUAUAUUUUGAAAAUAUGAAGCUCAU